UUGUUGGGUUAAAAAGGCUGUCCUACCUACCCUUCCGGCACAGAAUUAUGUAUUCAUCUUACUGAUGAGAAAUAGAAGAAGUUUGUCAGGAAAAUGUGUUUAUUUGAUGCCAGUCCACUGGUUCUAAAUUUCAUCGUCUACACCGCUUCAUGGACUACUGGAAUAGCACCACGACUGGAAAGCUGCACCUGGCAUUUGGGGAGUUUAAAGGAGAAUCCAACCUCACCCCUUGUUGACAGGGUUGAAUUAAAUGACUCAGAGCGUGAUAUGCAUGCACUGAAAAGGAUGUGCUGCAGGCCUGUACCUCUGCCUAUUACAUUUGUAUUACGGGUGUAUGCGGGGGGCUGGUAGAUCUGACCCCAAUCUGAAAUCCUUUUUUAAGGGAAGUGUCACGUCUCCGGCUGAACAUCAAGAGAGAAAUGGAAUUUGAACUCUUCAGAUCGGAAUGGUUUCAUAACCUGUCAAGUAUACUGAAGUCGGCCAACUCGUUAACAAUAGUUGUCUUUUUUUUUUUCCAACAAACUUCUUACCUGCAAUUCGAUUUUGCCUCUGACAACGUAAUUGCACUCGAACCUAACCAUUCCUGGAAGUAUGAAUUCAGAUGUUCUUUAUUUUCUUCACUUGAAUUUUAAUUGCGUUUCAUAAUGCUAGGAGUUUGGGCUGUUGUAGGAAUACCAUGCCUUUUGAGACGAUUCCGUGAUUAAAAGGCACUUAAAUGUAGUCGACAUAAUGUGGAGGAAGUAAUAUACUUGAACUGUACACCGGUGUAAAAGUAAAAUUAUUUGGAGGGUAUUCUUUAUUUUGAACAUUCAGCUUCCAGCCAAUAGUGGGCGUACCUAGUCCUGUUAAACCUUGAACCGACGCUACUCCACUUCAGUAGUAACGCAAACAUGGCGUCAAGUGUCUUCAGGACCGGGCUGUUUAACAAUAAAGUUGCGAUCGUUACAGGCGGAGGGACCGGCAUCGGUAAAGCAAUCACAGCGGAACUUCUCCAGCUUGGCUGUAAUGUGGUCAUCUCUAGUAGAAAAUUGGAGCGGUUGGAGGCAGCAGCAGAAGAACUGAAGAAAAGCAUCCCGACACAGAGUCCUGCUUCGGUCACUGCCGUACCAUGCAACAUCCGCAACGAGGAUGAGGUAAAGUCUCUGGUGUCGGCUGUACUGAAGCAGCAUGGAAGGAUAGACUAUCUUGUUAACAACGGAGGAGGGCAGUUUAGCAGCCCUGUAGAGACCAUGUCCGCCAAGGGAUGGAAGGCCGUUAUAGACACCAACCUGACCGGGACCUUCCAUUGCUGUAAAGAAGUUUACAUGGCCUGGAUGAAAGACAAUGGAGGGGUCAUCGUCAACAUCAUCGCUGACAUGUGGAAGGGCUUCCCUGGAAUGGCUCACACAGGGGCGGCGCGGGCGGCGGUGGACAACCUCACGAAGAGCCUGGCCAUUGAGUGGGCGCACUCUGGGGUCAGGGUGAACGCUGUGGCGCCUGGGACCAUUUUUUCCAAGACGGCGAUGGAGAACUACAAGGACUAUGGACCAAGUCUUUUUAAGAUGUCUGUCCCCUUCAUCCCUGCAAAGCGGCUCGGAGUACCAGAAGAAAUCUCCCCGGCCGUGUGCUUCCUUCUCUCCCCCGCCGCCUCCUUCAUCUCUGGGGACACUCUGAGAGUGGACGCGGGCCAAAGCCUGUACCGCUCCAUGUGGGAGAUACCUGAUCACAGUGCAUGGCCCGACGCUCCAGAGGGGGAGAACUGGGAGGCUCUCUGCAACCUGCUAAAGCCUUCUAAAAGCAAACUCUAACUCACUGACCCCUUAUUCCAUGGGCCCUCAUUUGGUGGAUAAUCACCAUAUCAGUUGGUGCAGUGCACUGGGUAUGCUUGUAUGUUUAUCUUCCGCAACAUACGUCUGGGUGGACACUUCCACUUGUGAUGUCCCUAAUGGGUACCGAUCAACAUUGUGGUAAAAGAUUUUAUUAAUAAAACUUGAAAUCAGCAGAGCAGAACGGAAGAAGACUAACAUGGUGGACCUGAAGGGAGAGAUGGCAACUCACAUGAACAAUUGUAAUAUAUUUAAUUUAUAUGGUUUGUAUGUAAUUUAGACUAUGAUCAAUGAUUACAAUUCAAUAAAAGUUUGA
Gadus chalcogrammus (walleye pollock) is the source of this 2121-nucleotide messenger RNA. RefSeq names its product peroxisomal trans-2-enoyl-CoA reductase (gene pecr). The transcript is spliced from 8 exons. Gene Ontology annotation, cellular component: peroxisome. The record is from RefSeq and is a predicted model, not a curated record. Lineage: Eukaryota; Metazoa; Chordata; Actinopteri; Gadiformes; Gadidae. Gene Ontology annotation, molecular function: trans-2-enoyl-CoA reductase (NADPH) activity. Gene Ontology annotation, biological process: phytol metabolic process. The coding region runs from base 891 to 1787 and encodes 298 amino acids.